Molecule: messenger RNA, 462 nt
Organism: Diceros bicornis minor
Lineage: Eukaryota; Metazoa; Chordata; Mammalia; Perissodactyla; Rhinocerotidae
Product: caspase recruitment domain-containing protein 18-like
Exons: 2
Coding region: 1-462 (153 amino acids)
Biological process (GO): regulation of apoptotic process; proteolysis
Cellular component (GO): protein-containing complex
Molecular function (GO): cysteine-type endopeptidase activity; caspase binding
Source: RefSeq, a predicted model, not a curated record
AUGGCUGGUGAGCCUGCUAGAGUAAGAAGCGAGGUCGUGGGGAAGAAACAGAUUAGGAAAGGGCUGCCUUCUUCAUUAGGCUUGCUGAAGGUUUAUGUGAACAACUUUGAGAUGGAGGGGGAAAUGGGAGGAGGAAAGGAAGGAGCUCAGCCAGACUUUCACAGCAUUUUUGAAAUAAAAGACAAUGUCUUGAGUAAGAAGAGGAGGCUGUUUAUCCAUUCGGUGGGCACGGGUACAAUAAAUGCCUUGUUGGAUGACCUAUUAGAGGAUGGAGUGAUUCGGCAGGAGGAGAUGAACAAAGUGAGAUAUGAAAAUGACACAGUUAUGUAUCAGGCUCGAGUCUUGAUUGAUCUUGUUAUUGGGAAAGGAUCCCGUGCCUGUCAGAAAUUUAUUAUGUAUCUCCGUGAAGAAGACCCUGAACUGGCAUGGAAGAUGAGGCUGCACUCAAGUAAGGUCCAAUGA